Molecule: messenger RNA, 6778 nt
Organism: Elgaria multicarinata webbii
Lineage: Eukaryota; Metazoa; Chordata; Lepidosauria; Squamata; Anguidae
Gene: RIMS1
Product: regulating synaptic membrane exocytosis 1
Exons: 36
Coding region: 364-5640 (1758 amino acids)
Biological process (GO): positive regulation of synaptic transmission; regulation of membrane potential; regulation of synaptic plasticity
Cellular component (GO): cytoskeleton of presynaptic active zone; presynaptic membrane
Molecular function (GO): small GTPase binding; transmembrane transporter binding
Source: RefSeq, a predicted model, not a curated record
CGAGGAUGGGCUGCAAGAGGCUGCGGGGCAUCCCCAAAUCUUCCUAAGAACUGGCAAAACAAAGGGGGGCAGCAGCGGCAGCAGCAGCCCGGGCUGGGGUGGAUGCAAGCAACCAUGAAAGGCUGGGUCUCCGCCUCCUCUCCUGCUGCUUCCCGAGAGCUGCUGGCUGCUGCCGAUGAUCAGAGGACUACCGUGUAAAGGGAGGAGGAGAAGGAGGAGGAGGAGGAGGAAGAAGAAGAAGAAGAAGAAGAAGAGGUGGUGGUGGUGGAGGCGGAGGCGGCGAGGCGCGCUUGGGUUGCAUUGCCAAAAGGUACAAAGGUGCUGAAGUGGGGGGAAAGGAAGGCAGGGAUACCCUCCCCCAAAAUGUCUUCUUCUUCGGUGGGGCCCCGCGGCCCUCGCCCACCCACCGUGCCUCCCCCCAUGCAGGAGCUGCCUGACCUGAGCCACCUGACAGAAGAGGAAAGGAACAUUAUUAUGGCUGUGAUGGACCGGCAGAAGGAAGAGGAAGAGAAAGAAGAGGCCAUGCUCAAAAGAUUGCACCAACAAUUUGAAAGUUACAAAGAGCAAGUACGAAAAAUAGGUGAGGAAUCCCGCCGUUACCAAGGAGAACACAAGGACGACGCGCCGACGUGUGGAAUCUGUCACAAAACUAAGUUUGCCGAUGGUUGUGGCCAUUUAUGCUCCUACUGCCGGACAAAGUUUUGUGCCAGAUGUGGAGGCCGUGUUUCCCUACGAUCAAACAAUGAGGACAAAGUGGUUAUGUGGGUAUGCAACUUAUGCCGAAAGCAACAAGAGAUCCUAACAAAAUCUGGAGCGUGGUUUUUUGGAAGUGGUCCACAGCAGCCGUCCAGUCAGGAUGGAACGCUGAGUGAUACAGCGACAGGUGGCGGUUCAGAGUCACCGAGGGAAAAGAAAGCCCGGCUUCAAGAACGGUCAAGAUCUCAAACCCCCCUAAGCACAGCCACCGCUGCCACUUCACAGGAAAUCUCCUCUAGUGUGCAAACCGACAGAAGGAAAGGCACAGAGGUUUUGCAGCAAGCAAUGGGCCUGGAGCAGAAGCAAACUUCAUCAAGGUCUAGAAGUGAACCCCCAAAAGAGAGGAAAAAGACGUCCACAGGUUCUGAACAGAAUGGAAAAGGAGGUCCAAGAGGUGAGCGCAGACGUGUGCCAAAAUCCUCACUUCAGCAGGGUGAAGGACAAACGGAGGAGAGGGAAUCUAAAGAAAGACGCGAUGGUAGAAGAUUAGAGAAAGGGACGUCUCAGGACUAUUCAGACUUUCCGCCCAAUUUUGAGGAAGGCAAAGCAGGAGAUGAAGAAAAGCAAAGGAAAGAAGAUGAAUAUCACACUCGAUACAGGAGUGAUCCAAAUUUGGCAAGGUAUCCUGUGAAGCCUCAUCCGGAGGAGCAGCAGAUGCGCAUGCACGCAAAAGUUUCAAAAGUGCGGCAUGAAAGAAGACACAGCGAUGUUGCCUUGCCCCAUACAGAAGUCGAGGAGCCAGAGGUGCCUGAGAGCAAAGUAGGGAAGCCUUCACCAUUACAAGGAACUCAGGACAUAAAAUCUCACCCAGAUGCUCAGAGGGCGUACUCGAUAGAAAGAACAGGUGAUGUAAGGAUAUCCGUCUCUAAACAAUUAGCUAAUCAUAGCCCACCAACUCCCAGGCAUAGUGUGGUUCCUACAGAGCACUUAGAAUCCAAAAACCACGAUUCCUUUAAAACACAGAGUCGCCUAGAUCCUAGCUCUGCUAUUCUCAAUCGGAAAGCAAAGCGGGAAAAAAUGGAGACCAUGCUAAGGAAUGAUUCCCUUAGUUCUGACCAGUCAGAAUCAGUGCGGCCAUCUCCUCCAAAGCCUCAUAGAUCGAGACGGGGUGGAAAGAAGAGACAAAUGUCCGUCAGCAGCUCUGAGGAAGAAGGAGCAUCAACACCUGAAUAUACCAGUUGUGAUGAUGUGGAAAUAGAAAGUGAAAGUGUCAGCGAAAAAGGUGACUUGGAUUAUUACUGGCUGGAUCCUGCCACAUGGCACAGUAGGGAGACAUCCCCCAUUAGCUCGCAUCCUGUAACGUGGCAGCCAUCUAAAGAGGGAGAUCGCCUAAUUGGUCGUGUUAUUCUCAACAAGAGAACAACGAUGCCAAAAGAGUCAGGUGCAUUGCUCGGACUCAAAGUUGUAGGAGGAAAAAUGACCGAUUUAGGACGACUUGGUGCCUUCAUUACCAAAGUAAAGAAAGGUAGCUUGGCUGAUGUGGUAGGACAUCUUAGAGCAGGUGAUGAAGUUUUAGAAUGGAAUGGUAAACCACUUCCUGGAGCUACAAAUGAAGAAGUUUACAACAUUAUUUUAGAAUCAAAAUCAGAACCUCAAGUUGAAAUUAUUGUUUCAAGGCCUAUUGGUGACAUUCCAAGGAUUCCCGAGACUUCUCAUCCUCCACUAGAGUCUAGUUCUAGCUCAUUUGAAUCUCAAAAAAUGGAACGCCCCUCAAUUUCUGUUAUUUCCCCGACAAGUCCUGGAGCCCUAAAAGAUGCACCACAGGUCCUACCUGGGCAGCUUUCUGUUAAACUAUGGUAUGACAAAGUGGGGCAUCAGUUAAUAGUGAAUGUUCUUCAAGCAACUGAUCUGCCACCUAGAAUAGAUGGACGGCCAAGAAACCCUUAUGUGAAAAUGUAUUUCCUUCCAGACAGAAGUGAUAAGAGUAAAAGGAGGACCAAAACAGUAAAGAAAAGCUUAGAACCAAAAUGGAACCAAACGUUUCUCUAUUCACAUGUGCACCGUAGAGAUUUUAGAGAACGAAUGUUAGAAAUCACUGUUUGGGAUCAGCCAAGAGUGCAAGAAGAAGAAAGCGACUUUCUUGGAGAGAUCCUUAUAGAGCUGGAAACAGCACUUUUAGAUGAUGAACCACAUUGGUAUAAGUUGCAGACCCAUGAUGAAUCCUCACUACCUCUGCCUCAGCCAUCACCUUUCAUGCCAAGGAGACAUGCCCAUGGUGGAGAAAACUCUAGCAAAAAAUUACAAAGAUCUCAGCGAAUCAGUGAUAGUGACAUCUCAGAUUAUGAUGUUGAUGAUGGUAUUGGAGUAGUUCCUUCAGUAGGCUAUAGGUCUAGUACUAGAGACAGUAAAUCUACAACGUUAACUGUGCCAGAACAGCAAAGAUCAACCCAUCAUCGUUCACGAUCUGUAUCUCCUCACCGUGGUGACGAUCAGGGCAGGACCCGUUCUCGUUUACCAAAUGUGCCAUUACAGAGGAGUUUAGAUGAAAUUCAUCAGAUGAGAAGAUCACGUUCUCCAACUAGACACCAUGAUGCCUCCCGAAGCCCAAUUGAUCGCAGGUCCAGAGACAUGGAUAGUCAAUAUUUGUCAGAUCAAGAAAGUGAGCUUCUUAUGCUGCCCAGGGCAAAACGAGGAAGAAGUGCAGAGUGCCUACAUACCACCAGAAAUUCUGUUAGGCACUAUAAAACACUACCACCCAAGAUGCCUUUAUUAGAGAAUGGCACUUACUGGAAUAUUUACAGCUCAACCCUGCCUGCAUGUGUUAAGGCCAAAUCAGUGCUUAGUCAGGAUAUUUCACUUCUUCGUAAUUGCCUUAACUCGCGAAUACCGAGAUUUGCAGAUGGACUAUUGGUUAGUGAACUGCAGCCCUCGCUUGACAGGGCUAGGAGUGCUAGUACCAACUGCUUGAGGCCUGAUUCUAGUUUGCAUUCACCAGAACAAGAAAGAGGUAGAUGGUCCCCCUCACUAGAUAGGAGACGACCCACUAGUCCCCGGAUUCAUAUCCAACAUGCUUCUCCGGAGGAUGACAGAACAACACCGCUGGAGUCUUGCAUUCCAAAACAAGACAGUUUAAACUUCCUAAGUGCUAACCUGGAAGAAACACCGAGGCAUUCCAGAAAGGUGGAAAGAUAUAGCACCCAAAAACAGACUAGGAAAGGCUCUGCAUCUGAAACAGAAAGGGUUCUACUGCCAUGUGUUUCUAGAAGGGGACUUCCAACCCCAAGAAUCAGUGAUCAGCCAGUCAUUACUAGGGGGAAACAUCACGCUCGCUCAAGGUCGAGUGAGCAUUCUAGUAUCAGACCAUUAUGUUCUGUACAUCACCUAGCUGCUGGAGGGUCGGCGCCACCUUCUCCACUUCUGACAAGAAUGCAUCAACCAGGAAGUCCUAUGCAGCCAUCUCCAGCAGACACACCCUUCAGCAGCCGGAGGGGGAGACAGCUUCCACAAGUUCCUAUCAGGAGUGGCAGUAUAGAGCAAGAACAAGAGAGUUAUAGCUCAUCAUCAAAAGCAAAUUUAGUAGUGGAGGAGCGAACGAGACAGAUGAAAAUGAAAAUGCACCGUUAUAAUCAGACAACAGGGUCUGGGUCUAGUCAAGAACUUGAACGUGAGCAAUAUACCAAGUAUAACAUACAAACAGAUCAGUACAGAAGUUGUGAUAACGUCUCUGCCAAAUCAUCAGAUAGUGAUGUCAGUGAUGAGUCAGCUCUUUCCCGUACCAGCAGUGCCUCUCGCCUCAGCAGCACAAGCUUUAUGUCAGAGCAAUCAGAGCGCCCCAGGGGCAGAAUCAGGUCAAAGUCCUUAGAGAUCUGCAAAACUGAUGGGAAAAAAGAAAGAAGGAUAUCAUGGGAAUUAGAUGACAAGACGGGGCACAGUGGAAAAAAAAUGAAUAUGGAAGACAAGAAAAGGAGAAGGCAUACUGUUGCUGAUGUGAGUACGUUUAAUCCUAAAAUGCAAGGCAGACGGAUGGGGACUUCAGGGAGAACCAUCACAAAGAGCACAAGUGUGAGUGGAGAAGUGUAUAAACUGGAACAUAAUGAUGGGAGUCAAUCAGACACUGCAGUUGGUACGGUUGGAACAGGUGGGAAGAAAAGACGGUCAAGCCUUAGUGCCAAAGUGGUUGCCAUGGUAUCUCGAAGAAGCAGAAGCACAUCCCAGCUUAGUCAAACAGAGACGGGCAACAAGAAAUUAAAAAGCACGAUACAGAGAAGCACAGAAACGGGUAUGGCAGCAGAAAUGAGAAGUCGUAUGGUCCGGCAACCGAGUCGAGAAUCGACUGAUGGCAGUAUCAACAGUUACAGCUCAGAGGGAAACCUAAUAUUUCCUGGAGUUCGGCUGGGUGCUGACAGUCAGUUUAGUGAUUUCCUUGAUGGGCUCGGACCUGCCCAGCUAGUAGGACGACAGACUUUAGCAACACCUGCCAUGGGAGAUAUUCAGAUUGGAAUGGUGGAUAAGAAAGGCCAAUUAGAAGUAGAAGUCAUUAGAGCCCGAGGCCUAAUACAAAAGCCUGGUUCUAAAUCUACCCCAGCUCCAUAUGUCAAAGUGUACCUGUUGGAAAAUGGGGCUUGUAUAGCCAAGAAGAAGACAAGGAUUGCUAGGAAAACCCUUGACCCUUUAUACCAACAGACACUGGUUUUUGAUGAAAGUCCACAUGGUAAAGUCCUUCAGGUGAUAGUCUGGGGAGACUAUGGCCGGAUGGAUCACAAAUGUUUCAUGGGAGUUGCACAGAUCUUGCUGGAAGAACUUGAUUUGUCCAGUGUGGUAAUAGGCUGGUAUAAAUUAUUUCCACCCUCCUCCCUGGUGGAUCCAACCUUGACUCCUCUGACUCGCCGGGCUUCUCAGUCAUCUCUGGAAAGUUCAACUGGGCCUCCAUGCAUUCGAUCUUAGUAAACAUAAUAGCAGGAGCUCUCUAAUAGUUGUUACCACCCAGGAUGACCAUUGGAGUGGAGGGUGGGGGGAGCUAUUUACAACAAUGAGGAGCAUUUUUGAAAAGAGACAAUCAUCCCUUCGGUUUUGCCUGCUGUGGUUUAUCCAAAAAUGUGUCUUGAGUUGUUUGUUGAAAGGGUGGCUUAAACUGACUGAACAAAGCAGUAUAUGAAAAUACAGUCAAAUCCAUCUAGCAAAAUGACCCUGAUGAUGCUUGCGAUAAUUGUAAUGAGGAGGGGCCUCUAAGAUGAGACUGGAACCGCUCAUUCUUCCCACAGUUCCCCCCAUCCCCCCCCCUCCCCAGAGACCACAAACAGUGUUAUCUGGUGUUUCUGUAUGUGUUACUUCCACUUGUUUUUGCUGUGUUACCUUGCCAUGAUGCUAACAGAGACCCUUCCUUUCUUUUUCUAAACCAAACCAAAAAGGGCUGAAGUACAUCUCUGUGAGCAUCUCCAAAAAGUGUUCAUCUGCCAGAAUUACCAUAUGAUGCCAACAGUAGUCCUGUUGUCCCUCCAUGCUGGUUGUCCACAGUCUUAUCGCAUGUGGAAAACCAGGAUGAAUUACCAAUGUCUAGUUUAGUUUAGGGUUUUUUCUUAGUGUUUGUCGGACUUUUUCAUUGUAAAAACCGAAUAUAUUUACGUUAUGCCUCAUGAUUUUUUUCUUAAUGUUUCAUUCUUUGCAUGAAGAAAAUCUGCCAUUGCAACUAUUGCUGAAGACUAGAUAAAAAGCGGCUUUGGUUUUCAUUUUGACAUUGGCAAUUACGUUUGUAAAAGCGGUUGUCUUACCAGACCUGAUGAGAAAUGCCCUUAUGUUCCCCCGUGUAAAUGUAUAGUUGACUUCCCAAAUGUUGACCAGGAAUGGAGUUGAGCAUCGGACACUUUCAGCUAUACCCAGGCUUCUCUGAGACAUGGGUCACUUUUGACACACUUCUCUGCCCUGGUUAGAGCAUGGUAUAAGUUCUUCAGUUUUUCACUGGGAAUUCCAGUUGAAAUAUUCUGGACUUGCUAUUGUUUCUAUCAAAUUUCAGUUUACAUUUCUUUGAGAUUGAUGCAAGCACAAUGCUUGAUUAUUAUUUUUUAAACAAAGGUAAUCUUACUUU